Molecule: messenger RNA, 6694 nt
Organism: Dunckerocampus dactyliophorus (ringed pipefish)
Lineage: Eukaryota; Metazoa; Chordata; Actinopteri; Syngnathiformes; Syngnathidae
Gene: ephb4a
Product: eph receptor B4a
Exons: 17
Coding region: 656-3610 (984 amino acids)
Biological process (GO): protein phosphorylation; cell surface receptor protein tyrosine kinase signaling pathway; central nervous system projection neuron axonogenesis
Cellular component (GO): plasma membrane; neuron projection
Molecular function (GO): protein binding; ATP binding; transmembrane-ephrin receptor activity
Source: RefSeq, a predicted model, not a curated record
GUGUUGCGGCUGGUCUCUUGGCUGGCUGCAGCAGGGAUGAAGCUGACAGUCUUCGGUGGACAACAGCGUGCAUUGCGAGCAACUGCCGGAGAGGCAACUUUUUUUUUUUAUCAACUAUUAUGUCUUUUUAACUUUUUAAGAGAACGAGACAGACAUUUUUCGUCCAUUUUCUCCAGCUAAGACCUGUCUCUAUCCAUUUUUUCUUGCUUUUCAGCCAACUCGUGUGGUGCAUUUGAGGGUGUAAAGAAAGCACAUCGCCACCUUUGAGGUCUUUUACAAUCAUGAAGCGUUGUGAAGGACUCAUUAUGAGGACGUGAGGUGUAGAUUUGGACUUUUGAGUGCUGACUUUUGCUGAGAAGACUCCUGGGUUCCCCAUUAGACAACAAGUUGACACCAUGAAAGAGGACUAAUGACUUCUGCCUCCAGUCAGGACUUUUUCAAGUUGGACGCCUUUUUUUGUCGUUGCAAGUCUGUCAUUUCGUAUUGAAACCAACAAACUCUCAUCCAGUGUCAGUGUUUUGGCUCUCAGCAGUCCACUUUAAAUGCAGACUGGUCUUCGGUCAGUGAGAACACAGCCGAGACGCCGGUGCCAUCUGAUUGUUCAUCCAAGGCUAAGCAGAGGACACAAGUGCAUUGUGCACCAUUCCCCAUCACUAUGGAGCUGACAUACAGGAUCAUUGGCCUGCUGGGAUGCAUCUUCCUGGACUGGGCUCCUCAGGCGUCUGCAGAGGAAGAGGUGCUGAUGAACACAAAGACAGAGACUUCUGAUCUGAAAUGGACCAUCUACUCACGGGCCAAACCAGAGUGGGAGGAAAUGAGCGGUUUAGACGAGGAGAACAACAGUGUGAGGAUCUACCAGAUCUGUCAGACUGACAGCUCUUUCAGCCACUGGCUGCGCAGUGGCUUCAUCCAGCGACGAGGAGCCUCGCAAGUUUACGUGGAGCUGCGCUUCACCAUGAUGGAGUGCUCCUCCGGGAACGGCCACCACCGCAGCUGCAAGGAGACCUUUAACCUCUACUACUAUCAGGCCGACUCCAACGAUGCCACAGCCACAUACCCACCAUGGAUGGAGAACCCCUACAAAAAGGUUGAUACAGUGGCUGCAGACUUUCUCCUCAGGAAGGACGAGAGGAAAUCCAACAUGAAGACCUUAAGACUCGGCCCUUUGUCCAAGAGAGGCUUCUACUUGGCCUUUCAGGCUCAGGGCGCCUGCAUGGCUCUGCUCUCCGUGAGGGUUUUCUUCAAAAAGUGCCCCCCCUUGGUCAGCGCUCUUUCUUCAUUCCCCGAGACGGUUCCCCGCACUUUAGUACAAGAGGCACAAGGUGUGUGCGUGGAGCACGCCUCACAGCAGGGACCAAGACCUCGUCCUCCCAAACUCUUCUGCGGAGAAGACGGCCAGUGGGUGGGCCAGCCGACCACCUCCUGUGCCUGCCUUCCUGGAUAUGAGGCCGCCGACGGACACACAAGAUGUACAGCUUGUCCUGUGGGUCACUUCAAGUCCACAGCAGAGGGACAGUGCACAGUCUGUCCUGGAGCGAGCCACGCCUCCAUCAGGGGGGAGUCUGUCUGUGCGUGCCGGCCCGGAUACUUCCGUGCACCAUCAGACUCUCCCGACACACCUUGCACGAGACCUCCCUCAGCCCCACGUAGCAUUGCCUCCCAGAUAAAUGGCACAUCGCUCCGACUGGAGUGGAACGAGCCUCUGGACGAUGGUGGCCGAGUGGACCUGAGCUACGCCAUCAGGUGCUUCUCCUGCCGUACGCCGAGGGGUCCGUGCUCGUCCUGUGGCGACAGCGUCAGCUACCGCCCGGCCCAGCAGGGCCUGACAAGUCGCAGGGUGGAGGUGUGGGGCCUGCUGCCUCACACCACUUAUACCUUCACCAUCCAGGUUCUCAACGGGGUGUCUCAGCUCAGCGGCAAGGACCCCGCGAGCGAAAGUGUCAAUAUUACCACCAGCUAUGACGUGCCGUCGCUGGUGUCUGUGAUUCGGAAGAGUGACUCCACAGAGAGCAGUCUGACUCUACACUGGUCUGUCCCCGUGCAGCCACACUACACCAUUCUCCAGUAUCAACUACGCUACUGCGAGAAGGAGCGGCGCAGUGAGGAUCAGUGCCACUACACAGAGAGCAGCAGAAACCAGGCCGUGCUGACGGACCUCCGCAGAGCCACGCAGUACGAAGUGCAGGUCCGGGCGCGCACCAUGGCUGGCUUUGGCAGCUUCAGUCCUGCGGCCGUCUUCCGCACCCUGCCUGAUGGACACGACUCUUCCUCCCAGUUCUUGGUGCCGGGCAUCCUUAUCGCCGUCGGGAUGCUGCUGCUGGUCACUUUCAUCAUUGUGGCUGCCUACUGCAUACGAAGGCACAGCCGCAUGAAGGAUCCGGAGCUGAGUGACAAGAACAGCCAGUACUUAGUGGGCCAAGGGGUCAAGGUUUAUAUCGACCCCUUCACCUACGAGGACCCCAAUGAGGCGGUGCGCGAAUUUGCCAAGGAAAUCGAUGUUUCCUUUGUAAAGAUUGAGGAGGUUAUCGGAGCUGGAGAGUUCGGGGAGGUGUGCCGCGGCAGACUGAGGGUCCCCGGGAAAAAGGAAAACUACGUAGCGAUAAAGACGCUAAAAGGUGGCUACACCGAGAAGCAGAGGCGUGACUUCCUGUCUGAAGCCUCCAUCAUGGGCCAGUUUCAGCAUCCCAACAUCAUCCACCUGGAGGGCAUCAUCACAGCCAGCUGUCCAGUCAUGAUCCUCACAGAGUUCAUGGAGAACGGCGCUCUGGAUUCUUUCCUACGACUUAAUGACAGCCAGUUCACGCCCAUCCAACUUGUGGGGAUGCUGCGCGGGAUCGCCUCCGGCAUGAAGUACUUGUCGGAGAUGAGUUACGUCCACCGAGAUCUGGCGGCGCGAAACAUCCUCAUCAACAGCAACUUGGUGUGCAAGGUGUCCGACUUUGGCUUGUCACGCUUCCUGCAGGAGAACUCCUCGGACCCCACGUACACCAGCUCCCUGGGAGGGAAGAUCCCAAUCCGCUGGACAGCACCGGAGGCAAUCGCCUUUCGAAAGUUCACCUCAGCCUCGGAUGUGUGGAGCUACGGCAUCGUCAUGUGGGAGGUCAUGUCUUUUGGAGAGAGGCCCUACUGGGACAUGAGCAACCAAGAUGUAAUCAAUGCCAUCGAGCAGGACUAUCGGCUGCCUCCGCCCCCCGACUGCCCCACUCACCUGCACCAGCUGAUGCUAGACUGCUGGCAGAAGGAUCGCUCCGCACGGCCUCGCUUCGCUGAGCUUGUCAGCGCCUUGGACAAGCUGAUCAGAAACCCCGCCUCACUGAAAAUCGUGGCCCAGGAGGGAGCAGGGCCCUCCUACCCCCUGCUCGGCCAACGCUCGCCUUUGCCCCUCUCGUCCUGUGCGUCAGUGGGGGAAUGGUUGAGGGCUAUCAAGAUGGAGCGUUACGAGGACAGCUUCCUGCAAGCCGGACUCACCUCUGUCGAACAGCUGGGCCAGAUCAGCACACAAGACUUGCUGCACAUGGGCGUGACCUUGGCCGGCCAUCAGAGGAAGAUCCUGUCCAGCAUCCAGACCAUGAGCUUCCAGAACAAAAGCACCACACCUGUGACCUUCUAGCUCACGUGUCAGAACGUGAGCCCGGAGCACGCCCGUGACCCACUAUGAACUCGACAGAGAGACAUAGGAAGAAUUUGUAAUUAUCACCUGCAAGUCCAAGAACCCACGACACUUGCCAAGAAACUCUUGUCUUUGUGGGCUGGGCUUUUAUACCGAACGCCCCAUUUUAAGUGUCAAGCAAAGAGAGACAAAUAAAGCAGACUGAUGAAAAGCAGCUGCUUGUCAAAGAAGCUAAAGGCCAAUGACAGGGCGUCACACUCUUGUGUUAAUACACACAAGAACCACUUUGACACGUCUGCUUCCAUCUGGAUCACAGCUUUCACAUGAAGAACACUUGAACUGCGCGGCAUUUUUUUUUUUUGUAUUCAUUUGAUUUCAACAUGACCUCCUCUUUACUCAGGUGCGGCGUGUAGAGCAGGCUUUGCUGUCCUCGCUCGGAAUCAUAAAACUCCUCUCAUCCUCCAGCGUGAAGGAUACAGAGAGAGAGAGAGAGAGGGACACAUAUCAGCACUUGUGUCGUUAACGGUGACGUGCGGUCAGGGGGAGACAGGUGAGGCAGAGCCUCGAAAAUAAAAAGCAAAUAAUGAUUCCAAACAUUUUUUUUUAAGCAAAAUCGCAGAAUUUGCACAUUUCAUGAUCAAAUACAAGGCAGAAACCUAAAAGGAGGCUGCGGUGACUCUCUUCUCUGGGCUCCUCAGCGCAUCAGCAUGACGCCAAUAUAAUGUUUGCAUAAACAUUUCCUGUCCACCUUGACUUUCUACAGCAUGUCUCGUGUCUUUAAUGUAAGCGUGACGACAUCGUUCUUGCUAAUCGGACAGUACCAUCCAGAGAAAGGUCAUACGCUGCAGGUGCUGCAGUACUUCAUCCCACCAUGAAGGGGUGGGGGCGUGCAUGAGCUUGGAAGGUGCUUGGAAAAGCCAGCGCCAGUGUUCAACUUCAACUUUAUUGACAUACACAAACAGCAGCGCCAGCUGGAGCCGGAUUUAGCUCCAAGUCAGAGGUAAUAAAUAUAUUUUCAUGCUCUGCUGCUAAAAUGGAGGAUUAUCCAUCCAAACUCAAACACCUUUCAAAACUGGACCUUCAGACAAAACGGAAUGCGAUGAGAUUAUUACGACUCGGUGUGUGCCGAUACAACUUUUCCACCUCCGGUAUGAUACCGAUAUUGCAGCCUUGAGUACUGGCCAAUCCGAUACGAUAUCAGCACGAAUUGUAUGUGAGAAAAGGCUUGAAAAAAAACCCACUGGCUUCCCCGUUUUGCACUCAUCUUUUUCAGCCGACGUCGCUCCUGCCGCUUUGUUAUCCCACGCCGUUGUUGUGAUCACGUAGCGCUCCGCACGAUGGAUCCAGGCGCUGCUGGAUAGAAGUGCCGGAGCGCUGAUAUCGGAUGCUUAGGGACCGUCCACACGGACAACGUUUUCAGGUGAAAACUGCACAGUAUUUCAUCCUUUCAGCCUUUCAUCCACACGGAAACGGCGUUCUUCCUUGGUAUUUGGUACGUCGUUGCCGUGUAGACAACGUUUUAUACUCCAAAAUGACCCGAAGAAGUAGCUCCACUUCAUUGUCGUUCGUCUAAACAAGCCUAGGAAAUCGGAAGACGCCGAACUUCAUGCGAAUGCGGCCUUUCUUCUAUAGUUUUGGUGUCACGUGGUUCUGUCUGCGCGUGUGUCCACAGCGCCACUAUUAGCGUGCAACUAUUUGCUAAACCGGCACAGUGUGGACGCACAUUUUUGUCAACCCGCCAAAAAAGAAAUCUCAGGAGGACCACCAAUGUUUUUCAGUAUUAAAAAAUCAGGCUGUGAAGUACUUGAAAAGACUAACCUGUAUUAACAUAAAAAACGUCUGAAGGAGAGUCAGCGCCUCACCAGCCAUGAGCCUCACCACACGUCACCGGCCGUUACAGAGGGAACUCUAAUCUCUGCUCGCUCCAUGCGUGGGUUUUUUGUGUGUGUGUGUGUGAGUGGGAUAUUUCUUCAGCUCCCUUUUUUCAUGGAAACGAGCAAGGACCAAACAGGACGAGAGAAGACUCUCCAGCCGGCCUUAAAGCUGUCAGUGCUGAUGUUCCUCAUUCUCUAGUGCCAUUCUUUGUGGAUGCGUAUCCCAAUGAAGAAUAAUAGGUCAGGUGUGUUUUGCCUCAUUUAAACGCAAUGCAAAAGGUUGCUUUGACUGUAUUUUGACUGUAUUAUUUUUCCUUAUGUAAACAAUGUGAAAUGUUUGUUUUUGCGUCAAGCUAUACAAAAACGUCCUCUUAACGCGUUGCUAACAAUGCACCCAGUGUGCCGGAGCCCCUGGUUUUGGAAUGGAAUGCUAACAACUACACAGAGCUGCUGUUUGAUUAGCACCGGCCCCCCCUUGUCCUUGUCUUACUGACUACAAGCGCUUGUUAAAGGAAAAAAAAAAACACAUUUUUUUUACUGAAAGAUGUGGCAUCUUUCGUAAAGGGUAAGACCAAUAUUUCUGGCAUUUAUGACAAUUAGUUAGCAUAAUGUCCCCCCAGGAGGCUCGCAGCCCUGCAGUGCAAGUGCAUCCUGCCAAAGAGCCACGUUGGAUGCACACAAAAACAAAAAACACACACUGCUUCUUUCUAAAUGGCCCGUAAGACACAGAAACCCUUUUUUUAGCUGGCAUUUUGGAUUUUAAUUUGCACCACUCAAGAUAAGUGAGGUAAAGCAGACAGCUCCCACCACCACCCCCCCGCCCACCUCCAUCCGCUGUACCUGUGGGGGUAGAUUCUAGCUCACAGGAGCUUAAAUAUGGCUUUUCUAUCAUCUGGGAUCAUUUUCUGUGGCUUUAAGAAGAUUGAGGUGCAAUUAACCCUCACGCUGAUUAACCAGAAGCCGCUGAAAUGAGGUGCAGGAAGUGUGUGACCAUUUUUUUUUUAAUCAAUAUAGAGUGGACUUAAGACUCCAAUCAGUGUAAAUCAAAAGGGCGCUUAGUGUGUCGUCUUUUCUAACCUUCAUCUCUCGAAACCAUGACAAGCCUUCAUCCAAAGCACUGGGACGCGACGCAAGACGUUCCUAUGAAGGCUUACUGGAAAUGCGGUCUUCAUAUUGAAGAUCUCAGUAUAGUCGGUCCACUUUGAAAUAA